CCUCGCACCAGUUCAAGUAAUCAAGAUGUACGUAAAGCUUCUUCUGCUGAUCGGCUGCGUGGCACAUCUUCACGCAGCCCCACAAAGUGUUCCCGGAAAACUGUUGCGUGCGUCGUCCGCUGCUGGACCAACAACAUUGACCACGACAUGUGACGGCACUGGUUAUUACACACAGUGUAGUGGAUGCAAUUCAAUUCUCGUUUGCCUCGGGUCGUUCUCCGACACCAGAAAGUGUGACGUUCUCGUUCCAGACACACCGUAUUGCGUGAACGGGACCUGCUCCGCACAGCCCAGUUACGACACAUGUCCGCCACCGGCCUUGAAGUGUACUGGCGAAGGGUACUAUCCGGAUCCGAAUAACUGCAAACUGUACCACUACUGUGAAGUCACAGGCGAACCAUCAGAUGUGUACGAGUGCUCGCCAAACUACGUGUUUAAUGGAGUCGACGGAUGCAAGCAGCAGAUCUUCCCGUCGGAUUGCGUUACCUGUAAAUGUGACCCAUCAAAGAUCUUCGUUGGCUAUGGCAACAGUAAGAUCUUCUACGCGUACUGUGUUUAUCAGAACGCAAAAGUGACCGAUAUCAUCAUGUCCAAGUGUUCCGGAGCAUCGACCUUCAACGGGGUGAAAUGUGACUUCAAGUGUCCAAGUGAAGGAAACUUUGCCUACGAGGGUGAUAAGAAAAGGUACUACCAAUGCUACACAUCCGGGGGAAAAUUAACAUUCACGGUGCAAUCGUGCAGCAACAGUGAUGUUUUCAAUCCUGAAUACGGAGUGUGUGUUCCAGCGUCAUAAAGGCUUUCAAAUGACGUAAUUCUAACAGGUUAUUUAUUUAGAUUAAUUAUGUCUUGAGAAGAAUAAAAUAUAUAAGCACACAAACACUGUUUUUAUUUCGA
This is a messenger RNA of Toxorhynchites rutilus septentrionalis, 894 nucleotides long. RefSeq lists its product as uncharacterized. Lineage: Eukaryota; Metazoa; Arthropoda; Insecta; Diptera; Culicidae. Gene Ontology annotation, cellular component: extracellular region. The transcript is spliced from 2 exons. Gene Ontology annotation, molecular function: chitin binding. The coding region runs from base 26 to 793 and encodes 255 amino acids. The record is from RefSeq and is a predicted model, not a curated record.